UCCUCAUAAAUAUUUAAAAAAACAAGCAUUUAGAGACAAGCAGAAUAUUACAUAUUAUAUACAUGUUUGACCAUUUUGUGGUGUUUAUAUAUUUCAAUUUUCUUUUUCCUCCUAAAUUUUUUGCAUAGUUUUUCUUUUAAUUGUUAAAAUUAGGCAAAUUAAGAGAAUUUUGGGGUUUACAUUUGGAUAUUGACUUCUUAUAUUAGAAAAAUAACAAUAAUUUACUUAAACCUAACUCUUAUAUUUAUAUAGAUUUGUAUAUUCUAGUAUCUUUGUAAGUUAGCCUUUGGGAUUUUGAGAUUCACCAAACAAAUAUUUUAGCCUUUAGCCAACCUUUUGUAAUACCCCACUGCACAAAAAAAAAAAACAGACAAAACCGUUGGAUUGGAACAACAUUUAGCGACAAACUUAACUUUGGAAGUGCCGACACCACUAGGAAAAGGACAAACGUCGUUAGACGGUUAAAAACCGGGUCCUGCUUUCCACCUUUCAGUCAUUUUCCUGGAAACUGCAUUCGGAAAUUUGUACGAGCAAUUUCCGACCAGAAGGGGAGAAUAAGCCACAAGUCGAUUGAUCUUUCUGAAAUUUCCCACCUUACAACUGGGUUUGGGGACUGACAUUUGGAAGCAUUCACGAUAGAAAGGAAGCUGCAAUCUUAGCUUACAGACAAAGAAAUGUUGGCCAUGUUUCUUGCCAAAACAUCUCUUAAUGACUGCCAUUUAAUGACCUUACAUUCAAUGGCUUAAAGGACAAUGAUAGCAAAGGAUUGGGACAAAUUUCCAAUUGUUUUUGGACUCAACCCCAUGAUUAGCUUUAGUCGUGUAAAUUAAGGUUGUAGUAUGGUCUGCUUUGGUUAUAAAGUAGUCUUUAAGCAAACUGGCUAAUUAAUUGGUAACCAAAGUUCCUAAAGUGCCAGAGAUAUUUGUUCGAAGUUUCUUGCAAAAACCAAAUUUUAAUUUGUUUUCUUGUUUCCUAAUAAACUAGUGACAUACGAGGAAAUGUCCCGAUCAUGUUAAAAUUGUACUCAUAAAUGAUUAAAUCGAAGUUUCGUGAUUACUUAAAGUUUAUUUGUUAAGAUAUGAUGGUUUUAUAAAAAAGUGAAUUCGAAUUUAACUUUUUAAAUUAAAAAUACAUACGUUUUAUGGUUGGGAUAAGAUUUUGAAAUACUUCCAUCAUUAUUAAUGUGGCACAUGGACACUGGGCCCUCUGAAGCAAGCCCUUAUUUGGGGCUACCGGCCCUAAUUCCUACCGCCCAUAACCUGUCCAUAGCGGAAUUAGGUUCAUGUCUAGCAAAACACGGAGAGCAUUAGUGGCAUUCACGUAGAGAAUAUUCUACUAAUUAUUAUUAGUAUUUAUCUAAUUUCAUUUGUAGGUAAACAUGGACAAAUAUUAAAUGUUUAAUGUGAUAUAUUUUUUUGAAGAUUUAGAGCCACUUUUGGACCCUUUUAACGGUCAAGACGGCAGCUGGAGCCACACAGGCUACCAGUGAGUGAGCUGGAGCUGGAAUUGGCCGGCAAAUGCUAACAGGAACCAACGACUACUUCUUUAUUCACUGAGCUGUCAAAUAUUACUUAAUGACAGUUCAAUAAGAGACAUCAAUCCUCAAAAAGGAAAAGUUCGUGGCCUAAUCAAGUUAGACUUUGGAUUUUCUUAUGUCAUCGAUUUCAUCCUUUUUGCUCAUUUGCAUGCAUAGAAUUUGUCCAUCUUAGUUCCUAGUGUUCACCACUUAACCUUUUUGAUUAAGUCUCCAAUUUCUUCUCCCUCUAGGAGAAAAUCUAAGGCUUUGGGUGUUUCUUUUUAAUAGCGUCUGGCAUUUGUCUUGGGGUAUUCAUCUUUGCUCCCAAAGCCCAAAGUUUUCCUUCACUUCUUCUUCCUCCUCCCAUGGCCACCCCACAGGAGAAACCAGCACAUGUUAACGAAACUUGGCCAUUAAGAGACGACGACGACGAAGGCGCUCGAGAUUUCGAAGAGAGGAUUUCAUCAUCCGGAUGCGGUUGCAUCCAGGGCCUUUGCUGGUGGCGUCGGAACGGCAAUGGAGGAGGGCAGGAGUACCUGCUGCACCAAAAGGAAGAGGUAAGAGACGGUUGGUUGAAGAGAAAAGCUAUGAAACUCAGAGAAACAUCAGAGGUUUUGGCAGGGCCGAGGUGGAAGAACUUCAUCCGCAGGUUUAGCAUACACGGGAUUAACAAGAAAAGAAGGCCGUCGAUGCUGUUUCAGUAUGAUCCUCAGAGCUAUGAACUCAAUUUCGAUGAAGGGAUACAUAGGGAAGUUGAUGCUGGAUUUCCUGGUUUCUCUGCUAGAUUUGCAGCUCCAGCUGGGAUACAGAAAGGGGAGAUGGGAUGUGAUAAACCCAGUUUUUGAUUGAAUUAUUAUACCAUAUAAAAGUGUAAACAUUGAUCCUGUACAUUGUUCAUUGUUCUCUGUUCAUCUGAAUUUUCAAUAUGCCACGAACGCCCGACAUGUUAAUAAUUGAUGAUCAAAAAUUGGUGGAAAUUGCUUUCCUUUUUCUUUUUA
This is a messenger RNA of Theobroma cacao (cacao), 2514 nucleotides long. RefSeq lists its product as uncharacterized. Lineage: Eukaryota; Viridiplantae; Streptophyta; Magnoliopsida; Malvales; Malvaceae. The record is from RefSeq and is a predicted model, not a curated record.